CUGACAGACUCAAGGGCAAAUAACAGUAGCAGGCUGAAGAGGCAGCCAGAGCACGGAGAAGCCAACAGAAAUUCCAGGGAGCAGGAAAACAAACAGUGUUUCUCCAACAGCAGUUCCUGGACUGUCUGCACCAGAAGCACCUGGACUGCCUGCUGCAAAAUCCAGAUUCUUGGAGGCUGCCCCACCCUGGAGUAGAAUUCCAAGAAGUCUUGGGGUCAGUUCCCUGCCUGUGCCAAGAUGAGUGACUGGAGCUUCCUGGGAGCAUUCCUGGAGGAGGUACACAAGCACUCCACCGUUAUCGGCAAGGUCUGGCUCACUGUACUGUUCAUAUUUCGCAUGCUCGUGCUGGGCACAGCUGCCGAAUCUUCCUGGGGAGAUGAGCAGGCUGAUUUCCAGUGUGAUACCAUUCAGCCUGGUUGCGAGAAUGUUUGCUAUGAUCAAGCCUUCCCCAUAUCCCACAUUCGCUUCUGGGUGCUGCAGAUCAUCUUCGUCUCCACGCCAUCUCUGGUGUACAUGGGCCACGCCAUGCACACUGUGCGCAUGCAGGAAAAGCGGAAGCUACGAGAAGCGGAGCGAGCCAAAGAGAUCCGCCGCUCUGGAUCUCCUUACGAAUAUCAGGUGGCUGAGAAAUCAGAGUUGUCCUGCUGGGAGGAAAUGAAUGGAAAGAUCGUCCUCCAGGGCAAUCUGCUCAACACCUAUGUCUGCACCAUCUUGAUCCGCACCGCUAUGGAAGUGGCCUUUAUUGUGGGCCAGUACUUCCUCUAUGGAAUCUUCCUAAAUACGCUGCACGUCUGCCGCAGAAGUCCCUGCCCCCACCCCGUCAACUGUUACGUAUCCCGGCCCACAGAGAAGAAUGUUUUCAUUGUCUUUAUGCUGGCUGUGGCCGGACUGUCUCUCUUCCUCAGCCUGGCUGAACUCUUUCACCUGGGUUGGAAGAUCAGACAGCGAUUUGUCAAGAGGAGGCAGGGCAUGGCUGAAUGCCAACUUCCUGGCCCAUCUGCAGGCGUAAUUCAGAGCUGUACACCUCCCCCCGACUUCACUCAGUGCCUGGAGAAUGGCCCUGGGGGAAAGUUCUUUAGUCCCUUCAGUAACAAUACGGUCUCUCAGCAGAACACAGACAACCUGGCCAAUGAGCAAGCGAGAGGCCAAGAGCGGAUUCCUGGAGAGGGUUUCAUCCAUAUCCAUUAUGGUGAGAAGCCUGACGUGCCCAAUGGAGUCUCAUCAGGUCACCGCCUUCCCCACGGCUACAAUAAUGAAAACCGCCGUCUUAGCAAGACCAGCAGCAGGGCCAGGUCAGAUGACCUAUCAGUGUGAACCUCCAACUGGGAGAAACAGAGCCAGGUGGGGAGAAAGGAGGCUCAGAGAGAGAAGAUAAUUCCUUCUGACCCCGUAUUCUCAUUCUCACCGCUGCUCUGCUCCUUUUGGGCUGUGAGUCUCAUUUGCAUUGCUCAUUAAUCCUGGAAGGUAUAUCCAGGGUUCUGGAGAGUUUAGUCAUAAUGGCUUCCCAGCAGGCUGUCUUCUCCACCUCAUCUUCUACCAGUAUACUCAGUGAAAGCUUUCAGAUUAUGCACUGAACAGGGUAGGAGAAGGGAGGGGAACUGUGACAAAAUCAGGCCAGAGGAUAGUCGUAAUCAUAAAAUACCAGCAACAUACCUGAUAAGUUCUUAAGUUCCUGUGACUUUCUUGACUUCAUCACCGCCCAUCCCCAGAAAGAACUCAAAAUUCUCAGCCAAUAGAGGACACCAGUCAAAGAACUUGAUUACCUGUGCUCUUGAAUCUAUUGUUUUCUUUGUUGAGCCAUAUCUUGUGGUGGUGGUGAGGUGGCCCGUGGCUGCUUGGCUACACUACCCUUCUCUCUACCCUGCCUUAAAAGGGAAUCCUUGGAACUUGACUAGCCUCAGUUUUACAAGUGCCUUGGCGUGUAUCCCAAGCAAAUGUCCCACCUUGGUGAUGCUGCAGCCUUUCCUUCUGCCAAGGUAUAUACCCACCCCAUGAGGGUGCGAGCUUCUCCAAAGAGUCACUGUAUGCACAAACUGCACUGGAAUUUCUGCCACCACCUCUCAUGCUGGGCUUCCUGAGCUGUGUCUUACAGUUCAUGCCAAUGACAGAAGCCAUCCUUGUAUUUCUUCCCUUGGUCGUUCAUCCAGUGUUCAUCUGAAGACCAUCUUAUUAAUAGGAAUGCCCAAAAAAAUCACUGCCCCCCUCUCAGAUCCUGAAUGGAUCACUAGCCACUGAAAGCAGUAGGCUUUACAUUGUCUUCUCAGAUGCCCCUUAGGGGAGAAAAGACACUGGAAUAUUUUCUCCUAUUUCUCUUAUUGACUGCCAACUUUUAGAAUAUCAAGAGGAGGUAUGAUGGCAGCUAUUGAGGUUCUCAGAUCUCUCUCUCCUUGGAGGCAUCAGCAGGGACAGGGAAGCAGUAGGGGAAUCUUAUCAAGACCCUACUUAAAGUCACAGAGACUCCUACAGCUCCCAGAUUCCCUUAACGAGACUGCCCAGUAGAGGCUGCAGAAAAGCCUUGCCUUCCCAUGGACUGGCUCAGUGUCUGUACUGGGAGGAUCCAUAAUGGGAUGAGUGACUGCCAUUGUGAAUGCAGGCAAAGGGUGCUAGGCAUUGGAUAUUGAGAGUAUUGAGACAUUAUUACAUUUAAAAGAUGUGUAUGUGUGUGUGUGUGUUUGUGUGUGUGUGUGUGUGUUGGUGAUGGGAAGGGGAGUCCCAAAAUAAGAAAAAGAGGCUGUAGAGAACCUAUGUCUUCCAGUUGUUUGGCAGAGGGCCCAAGCCUCAUUAUCUUAGUGUUAUUAGCCUGAACAAAUGGGCAUGAGAGGUUGGGGCAGAGGAGGGUAAAGUUCAGCAGAAGACUCACUUCCUCCCUGACCUGCUUAUUUCUGGGCCACUCUGUAGCUAUUUGGAUGGUAUUGGCAGGUUGAAAGCAGGAUUUGAGAGAAGAGAUGGGAAAAAAACUGGCUGAGAUACCAUUUAGGAAAGAAUGGUCAUCCCAGGUCCCUGGAGGGAACACAUUUACUAUCUGGCACUGGCAUUGUCAUUCUCUCUUCUUCCAUCUCUAAAAUGUGUUUUGUGAAAUGAUUAUUUUUUAAUUCAAAAUUCUAUGAUAUCAGUCCUUGAUGGAAAGGUUUUCAGGAAGGAAAAAUAUUAAAGAAUUCGUGUACUCUGUCUUAAUAAAAUCUGUCUCCAUA
This is a messenger RNA of Chinchilla lanigera (long-tailed chinchilla), 3191 nucleotides long. It is a transcript of the gene Gja5, whose product is annotated as gap junction protein, alpha 5, 40kDa. The coding region runs from base 238 to 1314 and encodes 358 amino acids. Gene Ontology annotation, biological process: cell communication. The record is from RefSeq and is a predicted model, not a curated record. Lineage: Eukaryota; Metazoa; Chordata; Mammalia; Rodentia; Chinchillidae. Gene Ontology annotation, cellular component: connexin complex. The transcript has 3 exons.